AUGAGUUGGAAUGUUAGAGGUAUAAAUAAGAAGAAUAAGCAGAUAACUAUUUUGGAUGUCUGCCAGAUGAAUAAGAUUGGUAUUGGAGCUCUUCUAGAAACAAAAAUUAAGGUUGAUAAACUGAAGGAAGUAAUGGAAACUAGUUUUCAGGGUUGGAAUUAUCAUAAUAGUAUGAGGUUGGAGGGUCGAAUUCUUUUGAUAUGGAAGGAUAGCUGGGUCAAAGUGGAAGUUAUUAAAGAUCAUUAUCAAUUUCUGCAUUGUAGAGUUCGGUUUUGUAUCACUGGCCAAGAGUUUUGCCUUACUGUGGUAUAUGAUUUUAAUGCUGCUUUUGAUCCUAGUGACAGAAGAGGUGGUAGAUGUAUUUCGAAAAAAAAGCUUGAAGAUGCUAGGAAUUGGCUUGAUCUUGGUCUGGUGGAAGAAAUGAAAUUACUGGGCUCAUUUUACACUUGGUCUAAACUAGACAGGGUUUUUGUCAAUGAGGACUGGCUGGACAUUUUCCCUUCUGUUAUAGCUGCUGCUCGUUGGGAAGUGACUUCAGACCAUUGUGUUGUUAUUCUGAAACGAACAGAUCAGAUUUCAUGGAAACUUAUUCGGCUUAAGCACGAGUUGAAGAAGUUUAAUUGGAAGAUUAUUGGGGAUGUGGCUAGGAAUUUUGAGGAUAGUAAAGUUGAGCAUCAAAAGGCAAAGUCUGAGCUCUUUUCUGACUCGCAGAAUCAAAUCAUAAGUUCAGCUGAGAGAAUAUCAUUUAUGAGAUUUAAAAACCAAGAGAAGAUCUAUGGCAGCUUCCUUAGACAAAAAAGUAAGAUAGAGUGGCUCCAAUUUGGUAAUGAAAAUUCCUCCUACUUUCACGCCUAUAUGAAGCAAAGGAAGAGAGCUAAUAGAAUAGCGUCUUAUAUAACAGAAGAUGGCAGUGUUGAGGACAACUAUCCUAAGGUAAUUCAUCACUAUGUUGAGCAUUUUAAAACUGCCCUGGGUUGUCCUAAUAAAGCUACAGGAAAGACAGAUUAUGCCAUAACAGAUCUGGGUCCGACUUUGAGUGUUGAAGAUCAGCUGGCUCUAAUCAAGCCUUUCUCAAGCAAAGAUGUCAAAGCAGCGAUGUUUAGUAUUAGCUCUAUAAAGAGCCCUGGUCCAGAUGGGUAUAUUCCUAAAGCAAUGAAUAAUACUAUUCUAACCCUCAUCCCUAAGGUUGAUCACCCAAAUAUAGCUGCUGAUUUUAGGCCAAUAGCCUGCUGCACUACCCUUUACAAAUGCAUUUCCAAAAUGCUAUGUCAUAGGAUGAUUGGUGUUCUUCCAAAGUUGAUCAACCAGAACCAAGGGGCUUUUAUAAAAGAUAGGACUCUUGCUCAUAAUGUUUUAAUUCUCCAAGAUCUCUUAAAGGGUUACAAAAGGAAGCAUAGUUCUCCUCGGUGUUUAUUGAAGAUUGACUUGAGCAAAGCCUAUGACUCCAUUGAUUGGGACUUUAUAGAGAAUCUGCUGAAAGCUUUAAGAUUUCCUGAUCGUUUUAUAAGAUGGAUCAUGAAUUUUUUGAGAGGUGCCUCUUAUUGCCUUAUGUUGAAUGGUCGUCUUCAUGGUAGCUUUCAAGGAGGUAAAGGUCUUCACCAAGGUGAUCCCAUUUCACCUUUGCUUUUUGUUAUAGUUAUGGAGUAUCUUACUCGAUCCCUGUUUCAAGAAGCUAAAGAAAAAGCCAAUACUAGCUCUAUUCAGAUUAUUCAGCAUACUUUAGAUGAAUUCUCUUCUGCAUCAGGUCUGCUUAUCAAUAAAAGAAAAUCUAGAGCCUAUUUUGGAGGGGUUUCGGUUCAUGAUAAAUCUGUUCUGCUAAAUAUAUCCCAGCUGGUUGAAGGGGAGUUUCCCCUGACUUAUCUUGGCCUACCUUUGAGACCAAUAAAAUGGAAGGAUUUGCUUUGGGUUAAAUGGGUUAACUAUAUUUACUUGAAGGGGACUCAGAAUUGGGAUUACAAUUUGCACCAAGAUUCAAGUUGGUAUUGGAAAAAACUGAUCAAGAUCAGCAAAGCUCUCUCAUUUUCUUUGCUGGAUUAUGUUUCAGCAAAUGGGAAAUUGAUUCGGUCUAGGCUUUAUCACCUGUUUCUACCUAGCAGGCCAAAGCCUAUCAUGAAAGCAAUUUGGUGUUCUAUUUCAGUGCCAAAUCACAAGUUCACUUUGUGGCAAGCUAUUCAUCAAAAGUUGGUCACAAGGGAUAUGUUACUUUACUAUCAUUUUCCUCUUCCUUCUCUGAUGUGCCCGAUUUAUGACCAAGUGCCUGAAAGUCACUCUCAUUUAUUUUUUGAGUGUGUCUUUUCAAGGAGAGUAGUGCAGUCUAUCUUUGAGUGGUUGCAAGGUCUCUGUUGGCCCUCUAAGUUCUCUGACUGGAGCAAUUGGCUGGAGGCAGACAGGAAAAGUUUCAAGGACCGGAUUACUCUAGCUGUUCUUGCAUCUUCAGUUUAUUAUAUUUGGCAUACUCGGAAUAGAUGUUAUUUUGACAGUAGUUGUCUUAUGAUUCCUUCUGUAAUCAGCUUGAUUAAAUCAUCUGUUUCAGCUAGAAUUCUUGGCUUUAAGCUUAGAUCUAAGUUUGUGGCUUCUAGAGCUAAUCAAAUGAUUCAGUUUAUUUCUAGUCUGUAUUGA
This is a messenger RNA of Humulus lupulus (European hop), 2619 nucleotides long. RefSeq lists its product as uncharacterized. Bases 1 to 2619 code for a protein of 872 amino acids. Lineage: Eukaryota; Viridiplantae; Streptophyta; Magnoliopsida; Rosales; Cannabaceae. The transcript is spliced from 6 exons. The record is from RefSeq and is a predicted model, not a curated record.